AGCGCGCAUACAAAUUUCCCACGAGACCCUAGAGCUUCGAUUUCUUCUUCCUCCUCUUUCUCACCGCUCAGGCAGGUUAGGCCAGGCCCGGCGGGGAGAGAGAUCCAGAGAGAGAGCGCGGACUCUCACUCCUCCUCCCCUCUUCAGACGCUUCGGGAAGGGAACCCGCCGCGGCUCGGAGGAGGGGACGCGACGCCCGCGGGCAAUGGCGGCGAUGGAGGCCGCCGCCGACGCUAUGCUGGCCGCCGCGAGCCGCGCCUUCUCCAGCGCUUUCGCCAUCGCCGUACAGAUCCAGGGGUGUGGGAUCUGUUUAGUACUUGCUCUCGGAUGGGCGGCUGCUUCAAUUGUCAGAAAAAGGGUUAUAGUGAACAUGAGGCGCAAACAAGUAGAUGGAAAUAGUUUUGCAUUUCUUUGUGAUGACAUAGAUGAGCUUGAGCACUCCAUUCAGGAGAGUUUACCUAGAGUCUCUGUAAUUAUGCCUUUAAAGGGUUUUGGCGAACAUAAUUUGCAAAAUUGGCGAACUCAGAUUACAUCACUUUAUGGGGGGCCACUGGAAUUCCUCUUUGUAGUAGAGAGCAAAGACGAUCCAGCUUAUCAUGCCGUUUCCCGUUUGAUCGCAGAGUACAAGGACAAUCUGGAGGCAAAAGUGAUUGUGGCUGGAUUCUCAACAACUUGUAGCCAGAAAAUUCACAACCAAUUGGUCGGUGUUGAAAAGAUGCAUAAGGAUACCAAGUAUGUCUUAUUUCUUGACGAUGAUGUGAGGUUGCAUCCUGGGACGAUUGGAGCCCUCACAAAAGAAAUGGAGAAGAAUCCUGAGAUAUUUAUACAAACUGGAUAUCCCCUUGACUUACCUUCUGGUAGUUUGGGCAGCUAUUGCAUAUAUGAAUAUCACAUGCCUUGCUCCAUGGGAUUUGCAACAGGUGGGAAGACUUUCUUCUUGUGGGGUGGCUGUAUGAUGAUGCAUGCUGAUGAUUUUAGGGAAGACCGGUAUGGUGUUGUGAGUGGAUUAAGAGAUGGUGGCUACUCAGAUGAUAUGACUCUGGCUGCAAUAGCAGGACAGCACAAAAGGCUCAUAUCUUCACCUCCUGUUGCUGUGUUUCCACACCCUCUUGCCAGUGAUCUUAGCUUCUCCAGAUACUGGAAUUACCUCAGGAAACAAACUUUUGUCCUUGAGUCAUAUGUAUCAAAGGUCAACUGGAUGAUGAACCGUGCAUUAUUUACGACGCAUUGUUAUUUGUCAUGGGGAUUUGUUUGGCCCUAUAUUAUGGCUUUGGUGCAUGUUUUGACCGCUCUGCGAGCACCGUACAGCAAAAUAGUAAAGGAAGCAUCUGAUUCAUCUUGGGGUUUAUACCUAGUGGGCCUCUUGUUCAUAUGCACUCUCAUAGAGCUUGUUUCAAUGUGGAAUUUGACAAAGGUGGAAAUUCAACUAUGCAAUAUGUUGUCUCCCGAAGGACCAAAAGUAUCUCUUGAUUCAUACAACUGGGGGCUUGUGUUCAUUGCUGUAUUGGUAGACAAUUUCCUCUAUCCAAUAUCUGCAUUCCGGUCACAUUUCUCCCAGUCAAUUAAUUGGUCUGGUAUCAGAUACUACUUGAGAGAUGGGAAAAUAAGCAAGAUAGAAAGAGAGAACAGUUCAAAGUAUACUGAUCUUGGAGGGAAGCAUCUAUAUGGCAAGAGGACAUAUCCCCCUAAUAAAUCAUUGCUUGGUUACCUGUCAAGAACUUUAGCGCAAUGGCAUCAGCCGAAGAAAUAUGAUGUGUAGUUAAGCCAAGCAGGAAUUCAGCCCUCAAUUUGAUGGGGCCUCUUGUUGUACACUCCUCUUGUUUCAUCUUUCUCUCCCUCCCUCCCUAUCCCUACUUCUUUGUUUGUUUAUUGAUUAUUAGGUUCAUUCAUAUUAAAUUUUGUGGUGUUCAAGCGGCGCCACGUGAAAGGUUUGCACCUCAUAGUUCUUGUAACAUUAUAGGAUGUGUAACAGCUGAUUGAAGAAGUGAAAUGUGCCAUAUUGGUCAGAUGGUC
Panicum virgatum (switchgrass) is the source of this 2013-nucleotide messenger RNA. RefSeq lists its product as uncharacterized. The coding region runs from base 206 to 1759 and encodes 517 amino acids. The transcript is spliced from 14 exons. NCBI's taxonomy places the organism in Eukaryota, Viridiplantae, Streptophyta, Magnoliopsida, Poales, Poaceae. The record is from RefSeq and is a predicted model, not a curated record. Gene Ontology annotation, cellular component: membrane. Gene Ontology annotation, molecular function: ceramide glucosyltransferase activity. Gene Ontology annotation, biological process: glucosylceramide biosynthetic process.